Argentina anserina (silverweed cinquefoil) is the source of this 2073-nucleotide messenger RNA. RefSeq names its product synaptotagmin-4-like. The record is from RefSeq and is a predicted model, not a curated record. Gene Ontology annotation, cellular component: endoplasmic reticulum. Gene Ontology annotation, molecular function: lipid binding. Lineage: Eukaryota; Viridiplantae; Streptophyta; Magnoliopsida; Rosales; Rosaceae. The transcript is spliced from 13 exons. Bases 124 to 1830 code for a protein of 568 amino acids.
CCCAACCGUACAGUUUCCCACCGUCCUCAAAGUUCCAUUAUUCCCUCGGCCAAUUGAAUUUGAAGUCUUCAUAUUCUCUGAAACACGCCCACAAUUCCCCAAUAGCAAUCGCACAACACAGAAAUGGGGUUCAUCCUGGGAUUGUUCAUCGGCAUUGUCUUCGGAAUUGGGUUGAUCAUGGCAUUUGUUCGGGGCGAGAGCAGACGAUCUAAACGUCGUUCUGAUUUGGCCAAGACUAUUGCAGCGCUUGCAAGGAUGACGGUGCAAGAUUCGAGAAAGCUUCUUCCACCUCAGUUUUAUCCAUCUUGGGUUGUUUUCACGCAGCAACAGAAGUUGACUUGGCUCAACCAACAUCUUGAUAAGAUCUGGCCAUUUGUUAACGAAGCAGCAUCGGAGCUGAUAAAAAGCAAUGUCGAACCAAUACUUGAACAAUAUACUCCGGCUGUCUUGGAUUCUCUCAAAUUCUCCACACUGACCCUUGGCACUGUAGCUCCACAAUUUACAGGAAUUUCCCUUGUUGAAAGUGAAUGUGGACCUGGGGGAAUCACCAUUGAGUUUGAGAUACAAUGGGAUGGUGAUCCAGAUAUUGUACUUGAUAUCAAUACCAGAGUUGGUCUUGCACUACCUGUAGAGGUGAAAGAUAUUGGAUUCACUGGGGUUUUUAGGGUAAUGUUGAAACCACUAAUUGACCAGUUUCCUUGUUUUGGAGCUAUUGCAUAUUCCUUAAGAGAAAAGAAAAAACUGGACUUCGUGUUCAAAGUCUCCGGUAGUGAGAUAUCAUCAAUCCCAGGAAUUUCCGAGGCUCUUGAGGAAACAAUACGGGAUGCUAUUGAAGAUUGUAUUACCUGGCCAGUUCGUAACAUUAUACCCAUUAUACCUGGUGAUUACAGUGACUUGGAAUUGAAGCCUGUUGGAACAUUAGAAGUGAAGCUUGUGGAAGCCAAGGAGUUGACAAAUAAGGACAUUUUAGGAAAAUCGGAUCCUUUUGCUGUGAUGUUCAUACGUCCACUUCCUGACAGAACAAAAACAAGCAAAGUGAUUGACAACGAUUUAAACCCAAUUUGGAAUGAGCACUUUGAGUUCAUGGUUGAAGAUGAUUCAACUCAACGCUUGACAGUAAGAAUUUUCGAUGAUGAAGGACUUCAGGCUGCAGAAUUCAUUGGCUGUUGUUGUAUUCCAUUGAGUACACUCCAGCCUGGUAAAGUGAAGGAUGUAUGGUUAAAACUUUUGAAGGAUUUGGACAUCCAGAGAGAUACUAGGUACCGGGGUCAGGUGCACUUGGAGCUGUUAUACUGCCCUUUUGGUACAGAUGGGAACAUUGUAAACCCGUUCGAUCACGACUUCUCCUUGACCUCUUUGGAAAAGGCUCUGAAGAUUGAAACUAAUCUAACAAAAGCAGACUUGAGACAAAUGGCCUCUAAGAAGAAGAAGGAAAUGUUUAUAAGAGGUGUAUUAUCUGUAACAGUUAUAUCUGCAGAAGACCUACCAAUAGUAGAUUUUAUGGGGAAGGCUGAUCCGUUUGUUGUCCUUCUUAUGAAGAAAUCUGAAGCAAAGCAAAAGACCAGGGUCAUAACGAACAACUUGAACCCAGUUUGGAAUCAGACAUUCGACUUCAUGGUGGAGGAUGCAUUACACGAAAUGUUAAUCAUCGAAGUUUGGGACCAUGACACUUUUGGGAAGGACAGAAUAGGAAGAGUGAUCAUGACACUCACCAGGGUCUUAAUGGAAGGAGAAUAUCAGGAUUGUUUUCCCAUAGACAUUGCCAAAUCUGGAAGGAUAACUAUGAGUCUCAAAUGGGUUGCGCAGCAUAAAGUCCGUGAUACUUCUUGAUCAAAGACGAUGUAAACAAUGUGUGCUUUUGCAGUUUUGUUAGAGUUGAAGUUCAGAUUUCUUUGCAUGACAGGUAAAGGAAAUUCAUUCAUUCUUUGCACAUAAUAGAUGUUACUCAUCUACCAAAGCAAAUAGAAAUCUUACUCCAGUCAGAUGUAGUUUUUUCCCAUAUGUUCUUUUAUCUUGGAUGUACUCUCUACCUUCUGUGUUUUUCAGAGGGUUCUAAUGAAUUUCCUUAUGAUA